AUGGCCAGCAUCGAAGAGAAAAUCCCGGAGUCUGACAUUGCCCAGCAAUCUGUCGAUCACGAACAUGAUCUGUCCCACCGCGUCAUGCGAAAGCUAGACUGGCACCUCCUUCCUUUCGUAUCCAUUCUGUAUCUGUUCGCAUUCCUAGAUCGGACCAACGUUGGCAACGCAAAGAUCGCGGGAUUGACGACGGACCUAGGCUUGACAGGGGUGCAGUUCAAUUUGUGCACUGCACUUUUCUUUAUCCCAUAUUGCUUGCUAGACAUACCUGCGAAUGUUGCUCUCAAGUACUUCAAGCCUUCUCGAUGGAUCCCGUUAAUUAUGCUCUGCUGGAGUGUCGUCUUGAUCUGUAUGUCGUUCGUGCAGAACUUCCACGGCCUUCUGAUCGCACGCAUUUUCCUUGGAGUCACCGAGUCGGGUCUCUUUCCGGGCGUAUCGUUCUAUCUAUGCCUAUGGUAUCCACGCAAAGCUCAAGCGCAACGGCUGUCUAUAUUCCUCUCCUCGUCGAGCACAGCUGGUGCCUUCGGUGGCCUUUUGGCUUUUGCUAUUGAGAAAAUGAACGGCAUUGGAGGACUAGCCGGGUGGUCCUGGAUUUUCCUGCUAGAAGGUCUCGUUACGGCCAUCAUUUCUGUGUUCGCAUACCUUUACAUGCAGGAUUAUCCCGAGACAGCCUCUUUCUUGACGAUCGAAGAAAAAGAAUGGCUGGUGCGCACGAUUCGCGAAGACGUUGUAGGAUCAUCGAAGGCCAUCAAGAUCAAAUAUGUCUUGCAAGCAUUGGCCGAUCCUCAUGCAUAUCUGCUCGCCGCGCUCGAUUUCUUCAUCGUGGUCCCUUUGUACGCAUUCGCUCUCUUCCUCCCAACAAUCAUCGUCGGACUGGGAUACUCGGCGAUACACGCACAGCUCUUGACGAUCCCACCCAACAUCUGCGGCAGCAUAUUCACCAUAAGUCUGGGGAUACUGUCCGAUCGCGUCGGCAUGCGCGGGCCAUUUGUGGUUGUGGGAGCGCUCACCUCUCUCGUUGGAUACGUUAUGCUAUUCGCCACCACGGUGCCUGUCGUAGGGUAUGUCGGGGCGAUCAUUGCUGCUUGUGGGUUGUAUCCGUCCUCGGCCUGCGUGCUUGCCUGGACCAGUGGGAACUCUGGAGGCGAUAUCAAGCGCGGGGUGAUGAUAGCCAUUGUCGGAGGGAUCGGGAAUAUGGGAGCUAUCGCAUCGUCCUUCGUAUACCGACAGCAAGACAGCCCAAGGUAUCAUCCGGGGCACGCCACAAAUAUUGGAUGCUGUUCUAUGCUUGCCACUCUCAGCAUUAUCGCAAUGCUAGAAUUCUCCCGAUUGAAUGCCAAGAAACGACAAUAUUGCUUGAGAGAAGGCAUUGAUGGUACGCGGGUGGCUGAAUUCUCAGAAAUGGGAGAUAGAUCUCCUUUGUAUCGGUACGUCAUUGGUUGUGACAAUGGAAAAAAAACGCAUUGA
Molecule: messenger RNA, 1467 nt
Organism: Laetiporus sulphureus 93-53
Lineage: Eukaryota; Fungi; Basidiomycota; Agaricomycetes; Polyporales; Laetiporaceae
Product: MFS general substrate transporter
Exons: 16
Coding region: 1-1467 (488 amino acids)
Biological process (GO): transmembrane transport
Cellular component (GO): membrane
Molecular function (GO): transmembrane transporter activity
Source: RefSeq, a predicted model, not a curated record